AAGGCCAAGAGUGGCUGUCAACAAAACACACCACGUCAAUGGGGGAGGAGCAGCACUAUUCCUAGCCGCCGCCACUCACUGCACGGGUACACAAUGGAAGCACACCACCUCGGGCAAGAUUUCAUAAAGACAGACCAAAUCACUGAUCUCUGGUCAUUCCUACAGACGAUUGACUGGAGUGAAGGCUGGCUGGUUGGUCUUGUGCUGUUCCAUGUCCUCCUCACCACCGUCACCGUGAUGACCCGCAACCACCACACCACCCAGGCCAUCCUCUUCUUCCUGCUGCUGCUCAGCGUGCGCUCCUCAGAGACAAUCAACCAAUAUGCUGCAAAGAACUGGCAGUCCUUCAGCCGACAGCAGUAUUUUGACUCCCAGGGCCUUUUCAUAAGUGUAGUGUUCUCCAUGCCUGUCCUCUUCAACUGCAUGAUGAUGGUGAUGAACUGGCUGUGGCUGAGCAGCAGCAUGAUGGUGACAUGGAAGAAGGCAGAGCUGGAGGCCAGGAUGCACCGGCAGAGUGAAAGGGAAAGGUUGACUCAGCCAACACAGUCAUCAACAGAGGCCAAGAAGACCAAAUGACUCAUCUUCAGGAUGGUUUGAUGCCUUAUGCCCAGGAGUCGGAGGUUAGACAUUAACUACUAUAUGUUUAUAAAGAUCCCUGGGCUGACUUUUAUUCCCUGCUUGCUUUGCUGGAAUCUUUAUAUAUCUUUUGAUUUAUAGUGAAAGCUAUUGUGUCAUGUAGUUUUUACGUAUGUAUAUUGGGGGUUUAGGGCAAACAGGUACAGCAGCCACAGGAAGCUCAUAGGUGUUGCAGCAGAGGAAGGAAAUGAAGGGGAAAGGGAAGGCUGGUCUAUAAAGUAGGUGAUAAAAAUUCAUAUUUGUUCAGAUAUUAAGUCAAAUUUCCAUUUUUUAUGUAUAAUUAUGUAACCAGACAUAAGUAAUCUAGCUGAGAAAAAGCAUAAUUAUCACUGUUAAGACUGUUAUUUCUGGUGCAGAUUUAUCAUUAAUUUUGGGUAAUUCCAACACUGUCACUGACUGACGAUUUAGUGGUCAGCAGAUGACUCGCUGCACACACAGUCUUGACCUGCCUGGGCUGCUUGUCAAAUGUUCCCAUUUUGUAUAGUCUGUAUAAAUCUCUUUCUGCAUUGUUCCCAAGUAGAUUAGUUAUUCAGUGGCCAAGAAUUCCAAAACAGUCACUAGAAGUCUUUAAGGCACUGCUUAGCUAAUAGCAUACAACAUGCUUCCACAUGUGUCCUAAAACAUCACUGCAGGGAGGCAGGAAUCCACUAUCAGGGCAACACUGCUCGUGGUGUACUUUUCAUAUGCCCUAAUUUCACUUACCAAGCUGGGUUGUACAAGAGGCUAAGCUGAUAUGUAGAGGAUCAGGUCAAGUGAUCAAUAAGCUUUGUAGCUACAAGUGUCGUGGUCCUCUUGAGUGUCAGCUGUGGACGUUCUGCGUUGGGAAGUGAGGUAAGGACAGAUGCCACUUGAGUCCAUUACAUGCACCACCAAGGAUGACACUCUUCAUAUCUCCACACCUUUUGUGCCAAUAUUUCUCUCAGUUUGUACACCCACUUUAAACAAUGCAAGCACAGGUAUUUGCUGUUCCUCAUCAGUGUACUCUUUAUAUAUUUUUAUUUUACAACAGUGUGUAUUUUGUCAACAAUGCUGCCACUAUUACUACUAAACUACUAUUACUACUACUACUACUACUACUACUACUACUACUACUACUACUACUACUACAAAAGUUUACCUUAUGGUCAAAAACUAGCACACACUUAUAUGUCAGCAAGUCACUGGAAUGUAUCAGUUUCCGUCAUGGAUUUGAUGAAAGUGUCUUUGAGCAUAAUAUAACAAUUGAACUUCAUCCUCAGAAUCUCUUAUCAGUAAUUCUCUCUCUCUCUCUCUCUCUCUCUCUCUCUCUCUCUCUCUCUCUCUCUCUCUCUCUCUCUCUCUCUCAACCCCUUAUUUUAUCCUCUUUUUCUCUCCAACCUUUCUUUCACUUUUCUGUCUUUUUCCUCUCCUAUCUACCCUUCUUUUUCUUCUCUUUCUCUGCCCUACCCCUCUUUGUCCCUCUCAUUUCCUUUUCCUCUCUUGUAUCUUCCCCUCCUUCUUUCUUCCUCUUUCUCUCUUCUGUCCCUUUUUGUUCUUCUUUCUCUUUCCUCUCCUAUCCAUCUACUCCUUUCUCUUCUCUUUCUUAUUUCUACCUCAUUCUUGUUCUUCCUUCUCCUUUCUCUCGUAUCUAUCUACUCUGUCUCUACUUUCCCUCUUUUACCUCUCUUCAUUUUUUUCCUUCUCUUUCCUCUCAACUCCUUUUUCUCUCUCCUAUCCUUCUUUACCCUUCUUCGUUUUUUUAUCCACUCCUGUCUAUCUUCCUCACUUUCUCUCCGCUUUCUCUUUUCUACCUCUUUUUUUUCCUUUUCUUUCCUCUCUUUACUAUCCACUCCUCUUCUCCACUCUUUCUCUCUUCUACCUCUCUUUGUUCAUUUUCUCCUCUUUCUCAUUUCUGCCUCUCUUUCUUCCUACUCUUUCCUGUCUUUUCUAUCUAUUCCUCUUCCUCUUUACUUUCUUCCUUCUGUUUCCUCUCUGAUCUCUCAACUCUUCUGUCUCUCCUAUCCUUCUUUGCCCUUCUUCCUUUUCUUUCCUAACCUGUCUACCUUCACUUCACGCUCUCCUCUUUCUCCUACUCCUAGCUUAAUGUUAGUCUAAAGGUUUCAUCAUAUGCAUAUAAACCUCAGCCUUCCAUAGUAAUAUCACAGGUGUAUUGAGGGGUGGUGAAAACUUGCUGGACUUUUGCAUAGAUAUUGCCACUUUCAUAAACAAGCUGCCUAGUAAGUCAUUUUUCCUAUUUCUCUUUUUAUUCUAUUAUUUUUGCUAUUAUUCCUCCAGUGUUUACUUCUUCCUCCUUCGCCUCCUCCUUUUCUUCAUGUUCCAUCAUCUUAUUCAACUUCAUUUCCCCCUCCUUGCUCCUCCUCCACAUUAUUGUUCUUUUUGUCAAUUUCUCAUUUGUCUUAUGCUACAGGCAGAAAUGUUGAAAGGCAGAUUUUAGAACACUCACACCCUGGAUGACAAAGGCAGCUUUACCUAAAUGUGCAGCACAAAAUGAAAAGUUGAUCGUGCCAAAACAUCUGGAAAUCGCUGAAAGGUGACCUACGCUGUUUGUUUACGAGGGUGGUGAUAUCUUAACACCAAUCAGACAGAGUGGCUCUUUGUGAACCCCUCAGCCUGAGCACGGCCAAAUGGGUCAGGUGUGAAUGAGGGGCUGUUGACCUCCAAGCAUUGAAAUGAUAUAUAAAAGUAAUGAUUUUGUUGUGUGAGGAAAAGUAAUUUGUAAUUUAGGUUUAAUAUAUUUUUUGUGUCAACUUCAAAUCUUAUUAAAAAAUUAUAUCAAUAAUAAUGAAAACAACAGCAACAACAACAAUAAUAAUAAAGUAUGUAAUUUGCUGACAAAUCCUAAUAGUAAUUACCAUCCUCAAUUACCUUGUCUUACUUACCAUUGUUGUAAUAGCAAAUGUUUUAAUGGUAUGUAAUUUAGAAGGUGAGAUCAAUUAUGAUAAGGUAUUAUAUGAUUAUUUUAUUAGUAUUAUUAUAUAUAAUUAUGUAAUUAGUGUUGUAUAUCAAACCUUAAAUUCCUGCCUUUCAUAUCUCUCUCUCUCUCUCUCUCUCUCUCUCUCUCUCUCUCUCUCUCUCUCUCUCUCUCUCUUUAUAAAGUUCUACAUAUAUAAUUUUGAAUCACAUUAUAGAUAUAUAUAUAGUUUUCAAUCCCUCUAUAAAUAUUUGUGCACAUUAUAUUUGGUCCCUUUCAGCUUUUUUUUUUACAGCUAAGGAGACAGUUCAAGGGAAAAGAAAAAAAAAGGAAACAAUAAUGAAGAAAAAGCCCACUACUCACUGCUCCUAAAAAGAGUCCAGAGGAGUGGCCGAAAGAUAGGUCAGUUUCGGGAGGAGAGGUGUCCUGAUACCAUCCUCUUCAAAGAGUUCAAGUCAUAGGCAGGAGGAAAUACAGAUGAAGGAAGAUUGUUCCAGAGUUUACCAGCAUGAGGGAUGAAAGAGUGAAAAUGCUGGUUAACUUGUAUGUAAGGGGUUUGGACAGUAAAGGGAUGAGCUUGAGUAGAAAGUUGUGUGUGGCGAGGCCGCGGGAGGGGGGGGAGGCAUGCAGUUAGCAAGUUCAGAAGAGAAAUUAGCGUGAAAAUAUUGAUAGAAGAUAAGAGAGGCAACAUGGCAGCGGAAUUUAAGAGGCAGAAGACUAUCAGUAAAAGGAGAGCUGAUGAGACAAAGAGCCUUAGACUCCACUCUGUCCGAAAGAGCUGUGUGAGUGGAGCCCCCCCACACGUGAAAUGCAUACUCCAUACGAGGGCGGACAAGACCCCUGUAUAUGGAUAGCAACUGUGCAGGGGAGAAGAACUAGCGGAGAUGAUAUCGAACGCCCAACCUCGAGGAAGCUGAUUUAGUGAGAGAGGAGAUAUGAAGUUUCCAGUUAAGAUUUUUAGUUAAGGAUAGACCGAGGAUGUUUAGUGUUGAAGAAGGUGAUAGCUGAGUGUUUUUGAAGAAUAGGGGAUAGGUGUUACUUGGAUUAUAUAUAACAUUACUUUUACCAUGAUUUUUGUGUGCUAUUACUUACUAUAUUUGCCCUCUCCCUCACCUUGAAUGUUACUGUCUGCCUUUUAAUUAUCCUUAUAAUCCUUCCUCACCUCCUCCUAGCCUCCCCUCUUCCUUGUUUCUAAAUAUGAUAUGUAUGAUGAAAAGUAAAGUUUGAAAAUAAAAUGUACACGUGUUCUUAA
This is a messenger RNA of Eriocheir sinensis (Chinese mitten crab), 4778 nucleotides long. RefSeq names its product transmembrane protein 18-like (gene Tmem18). Lineage: Eukaryota; Metazoa; Arthropoda; Malacostraca; Decapoda; Varunidae. The transcript is spliced from 3 exons. Bases 94 to 576 code for a protein of 160 amino acids. The record is from RefSeq and is a predicted model, not a curated record. Gene Ontology annotation, cellular component: nuclear membrane.